AAUUAACACAAAAACCAAAACCAGUACUAAAGUAGGAGAAUAGUCAUCUGCAUCUCAUUAUUUUCAGUGUCUUACAAAAACUGAACCCACGCGCCACCGUCGUCGAUGGGUAUGCUAAGUAGGAAAGACAAGAAAACCUCAGAUUCAUCUUCAUCUUCUUCUUCUUCUACAUCUCCUUGUGCUAAUUUCAGAGCAGCUUAUCACAAUUGCUUCAACAGAUGGUAUUCGGAAAAGUUUGUAAAAGGUCAAUGGGAGAAAGAGGAGUGCAUCUCAGAAUGGCAGAAAUACAAAGCAUGUCUCUCUGAACACUUGGAUGAUAAACAUUUGAGUCGUUUCUUAGAGGCUGAGAAGUCAGUGGUGGAUCAUUGUGGUCAAUCUAGGUAACAACACUAAUAUGUUAAAAAUGUAAUAUGAGCCUUUUGAAUUUUAAUUGAAAUGGAGUGUAAUUCAAAGUAAUUACUAAAUUUAACUUGUUUGUUUAAAUGAGAAAAUACAAACGAGAUUGUGAGAACAAAGAUAGGAAGGUACGAAGGAAGAACUUGUUUUAGUAGUUCUUGCUUGUUUGAAAGUUUGUACAAUUGUUAUUGUGAUAGAGUGUAACUGAGAGUAAUUACUAGAUUAGGUAAAUAAUGAUAUAAGUACUAAGUUUAUAAGCUGUAUAAAUUUAAUAGUUUUUUUUAAUGGCAUAAGUAUUCAAUAUUAGUGAAAGUAUCAUUUCCAUUUAAUUUCA
Messenger RNA from Cannabis sativa, 730 nucleotides. RefSeq lists its product as uncharacterized. Bases 106 to 384 code for a protein of 92 amino acids. The transcript has 3 exons. NCBI's taxonomy places the organism in Eukaryota, Viridiplantae, Streptophyta, Magnoliopsida, Rosales, Cannabaceae. The record is from RefSeq and is a predicted model, not a curated record.